Molecule: messenger RNA, 3144 nt
Organism: Athalia rosae (coleseed sawfly)
Lineage: Eukaryota; Metazoa; Arthropoda; Insecta; Hymenoptera; Athaliidae
Product: probable serine/threonine-protein kinase nek3
Exons: 7
Coding region: 366-3119 (917 amino acids)
Source: RefSeq, a predicted model, not a curated record
ACAAACUGUACGAUGACUUUUUAUGGUAUGGAAAUUGGAGAAAUCAAUUGAACCAUGGACGUGUUUCCAAGAGCAAGCAGGAGCAAGGAUAUUGUCAUGCCGUGACUAAUUUGAAUUCAUCUCCGCUCACGUCGAGCUCGUUACUCCAUCAGCGCCUCGAGUGACGGAAAGCAACGGUUUUGAACUUUGAAAAUUCAGCAAAUCAGAGCAACGGCAUCGGGCGGGCUCUGGGCAGUAGUCAGUUGUCGGUUUUGUGGUAACGUGUUGUUGUGAGGGUAGUGGUAGUGAAAAAUAGAGUCCAACAUAAAAUUAAGAAAAGAAGCACCGCUUCGUUUAUAAGCUGGAUAAAAGAAUAAGUACAAAAUAUGGUGCGGAGAAGAAAGACCAGCGAUGAAAGCACCAACCUAAUACCCGUCAGACAGACUCGACAAAGACGCAAUGCUGAGGAUGGAUCAUUAGUUGAAGUAGAAACUCCAGAAAUUUCACACAUACUUCCAUCGGCUGGACGCGGAAGACGAAAUGGCCGAAAAAGAGAAUAUUCUUCGCCCAGCAAGGACCUGUCAGUACCGACAAGAAGCCAAAGUUCAUUUACACGUAAAAGCUCGAGUGAUUCUGACACUGAAAAUAAAUUGGAACCUCGUCAUAUGGAUACGAGUUACCUAACGAGAUUGAGAGCAAAGCGAGUUGCAUCAGACUCCUCACUCUCAGCUGUUGCAAAUGCUGAUGCAGUGGCUAUGAUUGAAACUAAACGUUAUACAAAGCCAAAGAGAGUAUUAGCAGCCACGUCGAACAAUACUACUCUAGAAAAUACUCCUGCAUUCAAAACACCUGCCAAAGUAACUCGUUCGCAAGCAAAGAUUGUCUCUGCCAAGGUAAACCCUAUGACAGAUGAUUAUGAAAUCUCAUCAGCUACAACGGUUGAAUCCACAGAGAAAAUUGAAUCUGUUGACAAGAAACCUGCGAGAGAUUCCAAGAAUAUCAGAAGCUUGGCUCUCAAGAGGAUCAUCGGCACCCCAACAACAGUUUUGCGUCAACGACGUACGGAUUUUGUCUCACAAAUAAGCCCUGAUACCGUGACACCAGAAAGUAGCCCAAUGCUGAUCAACCUGACACCUCACAGGUCGACAAAAACCCCAAAAAAAUCACCCAAAAACAUCGGCUCUCCAAAAACGCACUCGCAGUCUCCUUUGAGGUUGUCCAAGACCCCGAGAAAAUUAACUGUAAACGACGAGUCACCGACAAUCUCAGAUAAAUCCAAUACCUCCGUGAAACAGAGUCCACUAAAAGAGAUAUCGGAAACGCAUAGUGACCCGUUUGUACUUUUAAAAGAUUUUAAAAAAGAGGGAAUCAACGAUAGUAACGACAUUCAUAAGCUAUCGCUGCAAGAAAUUAGUUGCACACCUCAGCCUGUGAUAGCUGGAAAAAAGAGGGCAAAGAGAUCCCCAAAGACAUCACCGCCAAAAUCAAGUAAGAAAGUAUUCAAAAAGUCGCCAGUUCGCAGAUCGCGACGUUUUUCUCAAGACUCUACCGAGCAAGAAACUCUGUCUCCAGGCUCUCAAAAAAGUCCCAGAAAUUCAGCUGGCAAAAGACGUACAAUCUCAGGCUCCAAAAUUCGCAAGUCACCAACAAAGACUCCGAUCUCCACUAGCAAAAAAUCCAUAGGUCCAAAGCUGGAAACGCGAAUUUUCACCCCAGCAAAAACUAUUCUAAAUGGUGAUGGCACUGGAAAAGUGGGAACCCCGAUGAGUCCUAAGCGAUCCAGAACAUUGGUGGAAAAACGUUCACCAAUUACAUCUUCUGGAACUCCUUUGCGACCAAUUGCUACACCAAAGAUUGACUCGGCAGUGAAAUCUGGGAGGGUGCCGAUUCCCAUGUGCACUGUGUCUGUGAAUAACAUGACGAUGCUUUUGGAAAUCGAUCCAAUUUCCCCCUCUGCUAUUACUCCCCGAAACAAAGUCAGGAGGUCCUUGAAUCUGACACCAGACUUCAGAACGCUCUCUUCCAAUUCGACUAGCAGCCCAUUACCAACAUCAAGAACUGGCUCAACAAAAAAAGGCCAAUCAUUACUUUUAAGUUUGGGAAAGUUAGGGACAGAACAAAGACCGAUAAAUGAUGAGUCACUUGAGCUAAUCGACGGUAACGAAUUUAUGAAUUCUAGUGCCGAUGUAAUGGAGAACAGCGGGUCUGUGAAGGAUAGAACAUACGACCUCAUCGAAAACACCGAGACAGAGGUGAAUAAGAAUGUUGAGAAAAACGUGGACCAGAAAGUGGAUCAUGACACUUACGAGUUGCUGGAGCCAAAGACGCCAAUUCUUCAAAGAACCACACGAAAACGGUCCCUCGCAAAUGUUGAACCAGACAGUUGUACUCCAGAAGCAAAAAAGAGAUGCCGCGUAAGGUUUCUUAGUCCAACCCCAGAAACACGUGGAAAAGGAUCUCCUGUGGUUUCAAGUAGGAGACUACCGACUGUGAAGACCCCGGCUAAGCAACAACAAACGGCCACUAGAGUGUUGAGAGGCAGCAUAGGCAAGACCACACCUAGAAGAUCCAGGUCGUUGACAAAAAUUGAUGAAAAACCCCCUGUGCUAAGAAGUGGUGUGAAAAAAAGAUCAAUAUCUGCAUCAGACUUUCCUAAGAAGAGGUCUAAUCUCAGUCAAAAGAACCAAAUUUCUGUUAAUCGACUUAGCCAACCAAGACAGUCUGUUCACUCCGAGGUAAAAGCAGAAACGAAGACGCCCUUGGUCAGGAAAGCUCCAAACUUUGCACAAAUACAUCAAAGAAGAUUUGCACAGAUGGAGUCUCUUGUCGAUGCCAAGAAAAGAGUUGCUAAAAGGCACAUCGACCUCAGUACAUUGCCUUGGACAAUGCCGUCACAUUCUGUUGUACCUGAACCUUUGGCGUCGUCGUCGUCUAAGACUCUGACACCAUCCCAAACUACAAAUGGUACUUUCAAUCGAUUCGGCUUCAAACUAAGAAAAGCUGAAGCUCUGAAAGUUAUUACAAAAAACCUGCCUGCAGUUACCAGAAAGAAGAACAACGAGACCAACAGGAACUUGUUGCAGGGAGUCAGAACGAACCGUAGGUUUGAGUUGCUGAUGAAGGCACGCAACAUACAGUAGCGUACGAAAAAAAAACAAAAGCUUU